Messenger RNA from Amborella trichopoda, 1231 nucleotides. RefSeq lists its product as uncharacterized. Lineage: Eukaryota; Viridiplantae; Streptophyta; Magnoliopsida; Amborellales; Amborellaceae. The record is from RefSeq and is a predicted model, not a curated record.
UCUCAAUCCUCUAUUUUCCAUGUAUUUUUCAGCAAUUUAUUCCCCCAAAUUUCUCAGCCUUUCUUUCACUGAUCUCCCCCUUGAAUUUAAUCUUCUCUUUUCUUUCUUCAUUAAUUCAUCCAAUAAAAUGGUGUAUUCAAUUUAAUUUCAUUUUCUUCAGCAUAUUUUAAUCUUUCUGCGGCUUUUUGAUCUUGAAGGUUUUCGGGUUCAAUUCAUAGGUUAAGGGGUUUUGUUCUAGAAAUUAAGAUGGCUUUUCAAACACCCAUUGCAAUUCGAAUUCAGGAUGAAAAUAUAGAUGCACGUAGAGGCAAAGGUAUUGCUGGUGGAAAGGUUGAUGGAUCCAAACAUACUCAGAAAGGGUUGAAGGAGAGGAAAGCAUUAGCAGAUGUUUCGAAGUCUGUAAAGCCUUCUCAACCUAAUGUAAUAAAGCAAUCAAUUACAAAGCAGAAAUCUGUGGAAUCAGAUACUAGAAACAAGAAGAGUGAACCAUCUAAGUUUGGUCUAACUGAACAACAAAUCAAGCAAUGCGAGGAAUGGGCCAAGGAAGGAGUUGAGCAUGCGUACUUUACUGGAAGUGAUCAGCAAAAACUUAAAGAGAAAAAUGCAAAAGAUGCUGUAAAGAAGGAAGUUGAUGAAAUAAUGACUGCUUUGAGGAGUUGGACACACAUGGCCUAUUGUAACAUAAGACCAACAAUGGCUCUUGACAAUGACUUUUUGGAGCUUAAACAUGAACCUGAGGUUCUUCCUCCUGGAAUCAUUUCUUCCGGUCCCUAUUCAGGGAUUGAAGCAUAUGAUCCAUUCGAUGAGGAUGAAGAUGAGGACAUACUCUCACGCUUCCCAGACAUCUGUGAGCUCAAAUUGAAAAAUGAAUAUCUAUCGGAUGGGUAAAAGCCACUAGAGGUGAUGAAUGUAAGGCAUUCUAAGAGAUGCGACUGUAUUGUGUAUUCCUUGUUUUGGACAGGGCAUUUAAAAGAAAUACACAUGCUUUUGGUUGAGUUUUAGUUUCUAGUUUCAUGGAUUAUCUUUUUACCAGUUGCAUGUAAUCAUGCUUUAAUUUCUGUCUCCCAAAAAUGUUGCUGUGACAUGUACUCUUGUUUAUGGUGGAUGUAAUCAUGCUUUAGUUUCUGUCUCCCAAAAAGGUUGCUGUGACAUGUACUCAUGUUUAUGGUGGCUUCCAUUUCAUAUGGUUGGGUUCCUUUAUUGAUUAUGGUCUAUAACCAAUUGACACAAA